Botrytis cinerea B05.10 is the source of this 2789-nucleotide messenger RNA. It is a transcript of the gene Bcspt8, whose product is annotated as Bcspt8. Gene Ontology annotation, cellular component: SAGA complex. The transcript has 3 exons. Gene Ontology annotation, molecular function: TBP-class protein binding; transcription coregulator activity. The coding region runs from base 295 to 2385 and encodes 696 amino acids. NCBI's taxonomy places the organism in Eukaryota, Fungi, Ascomycota, Leotiomycetes, Helotiales, Sclerotiniaceae. The record is from RefSeq and is a predicted model, not a curated record. Gene Ontology annotation, biological process: chromatin organization; regulation of transcription by RNA polymerase II.
GGUAUCAUCAAAAUAUAACUUACCGAUUCUCCAAUUGUACAAAACGCCCUUUGGCGUUGUAAUUUAAGUGAGCCUUAAAUUGUUUCUACUUUCUGGAGAAUUUGUGACGUACUUGAUUUGUUCAUAUCCAAAUUAUUUCCCGAAUUGAUUCCCGAACAUCUACUUAGAAUAUCCUUGCGCGCCCCGCGUUGCCAUACAAUCGAAUUCAAGCUGAAUAGCUUGCGCGAACGCGAAUCCAUUGCUGACCCAACCCGGAGAACUGUAUUGUGGAGGAGGGGUCUGUAGGUGUUCAAGAUGGUGGAUUUCGCGUUAGACAUUGAUGACGGAUCGAACGCGAGCUCCGACAAUGAACAAGAUGACAUGAUGGAAGAUGCAGAUGAUCUAGACCCCGAACUAGAUGGUGACGGGGAUGGAGACGGGGACGGGGAUGCUGAUGGAGACGGAGAUGAAGAAGGAGAUGACGACGACAAUGAUGACGAUAAUGGAGACGAUGACCAAGAUGAUGGUGACGGCGAUGGUGACGGUGAUGGUGAUGGUGAUGGUGAUGGUGAUGGUGAUGGUGAUGGUGAUGGUGAUGGUGAUGGUGAUGGUGAUGGUGAUGGUGAAGGUGAAGACGACUUUUCCCCUUCGCAGAACAGAGGAGACCUAGACACUUCGAACGAGAGGUUGAACUCGAAUGACACUCAAAUGAAUGGCGUGGGUCCCACCUCACAUCCCCAUCCGACUUUAAUAAGGACUUCAGCCUCGCCGCAACACAAUUCUGCUUCAUCGUUAUCCCCAAGAUUUAGAUAUGAAGUUAGGGCCGAAGCAUUAACUGCUUCUACUUAUGAUAUUGUACCAACGAUAGCUGCUCCUCAGAGUACCUCGAUCAAUGCGAUUACUGCAACACCUGAUAUGAGAUACUGGUUCAGUGGAGGUUCGGAUUGUUUCAUAAGGAAAUAUAAUGGAGUUGACACCGUUAACGGUAAAACACUACUGACUGUUGCUCAACGGCAUCCAUUUGUCGAUAGUGUAGUUAAAGCUGGUGUUCUUAUGAGCUAUUGGGAUAAUGAGGAAUCAAGUCGAGGCCCUGGCGGAGAGGAUAAUCCAUUGUCCCCCGUCUAUUCAUUGGCAGUACAAUCUGAGGCUCUUUGGAUGUUAUCUGGACUUGAAUCAGGAAGCAUAAACUUACAAUCGGUGCGACACGAUGAAGGGAAGAAGAUUGCCACUCUCCAAAAACAUACUUCUGCUGUCUCGGUUCUUAGUCUUGCUCGCGACGAGAGAUCUGUCUUAUCAGGAAGUUGGGACAAAAAGGUUCUGGAUUGGGAUUUGAAUACUGGAUUAGUCAGGCGCACAUUUGAUGGGAGUGGUGGUCAAAUCUCUGCAAUAGAAGUAAGACCAGCUUCCACACUACCUGUUCCCGAAGAAUCUGGCGAACCAAGCCCUCAAAACGGAACCUUCUCCAGUAACAUUGGGGAAAAGCUACUGUUGAAUGGAGCUUCUGGUGGAAUGAAUGGGACCAAUGGGUUGAACGGAGAUGCAGAUGGUAAUGAGGAUGCUCCUGGAUCACCUGCAGAUUCUCUUUUCGGGGGUGGAGAUUCAUUAUUUGGAGAUACAGAUGGACUAGGAGCUCCAUCCGGAGGAAACUUUGGUGAUGAUGAAGAUUUGUUCUCAAAAGCCUUGGAUAUGAACAUGGAAGCACAACCAGAUUCUUCGGGUGAUAUGUCUAUGAUGGAUGCACCACCUCUACAAAUUGAGGAAGAACCUGCUUCUUCCCUUCCAAUCCAAUCUGAACUACCACAGGCUGAUCUAUCUAAUGGCUUACCUCACUCCGAUGAUAUUAUUGAAGCAAAGGUAGAGCCUGAAACUCAAGAUGCUGAUGCAACAUCUGACUCCACAUUUCUUGCUGCAUCUAUCAACGGAACUAUUCGUGUCUGGGAUAGACGUCAACCAAACCCAAUUGCUCGGAUUUUGACCAGAACAGGAGUACCUCCAUGGUGUAUGUCUGCUUGCUGGUCACCUGAUGGGAACUACAUAUAUGCUGGCCGAAGGAAUGGUACAGUGGAAGAGUUCAGUUUGCAUAAAGGUCUCAAACAACCCGAAAGGACGUUUAAGUUUCCAAAUGGAAGUGGUGCAGUCAGUGCCAUAAAAGCCAUGCCUAAUGGGAGACAUCUUAUUUGUGCGUCACACGAUAUCUUACGUUUAUAUGACCUAAAGCAACCACAGACUAAAUCACAUUCAUCCGUACCUUUCCUUAUCGUUCCUGGCCCACCAAGGGCUGGUGUUAUAGCUGCACUUCAUAUCGAUCCAACGUGCAAGUAUAUGAUAUCAGCUGCUGGAAACAGGGGUUGGGAAGGUACUAAUACAGAGGUUAUGAUUGGAUACGAGAUUAACAUACCAUCUUGAAUAUUCCGACUACUGAUUCCAAUCAAGAGCCAAAUACGUUGGCCAUGAUCUUAUGAAGCAAUAUAUUUUGGGGAAGAGAGAAAUUAUAUGGCCUUUCGAUGGUCAUUAUAUGUUCAUUGCGUGAGACAGAUUCGGAUUUAUCUCGUUAUAAUAGUAUAUAUGUGCUAGCCUUGUAAGCACCAAAAAAAGUUUGGGAGAGGUAUAAUUGCUACUUUUAUGUAAUUGGAGUAGGAUAUUCGGUACAGGUUGAUCAAAGGCGUUUAGUGGAUAUGGGGAUACCACGGGUUGUUCUUAAUGGCGUUGACAAGACAUUCUAUGUUUAUACAUCCAGUUUCAUGGGACCAUUAAUGAAAGUUAAAAAUGAAAUAUAUCAAGACGAUUCUUGACUCUCUUUGCUGCCUUCA